This is a messenger RNA of Paracoccidioides lutzii Pb01, 1158 nucleotides long. RefSeq lists its product as hypothetical. Bases 1 to 1158 code for a protein of 385 amino acids. Gene Ontology annotation, molecular function: gamma-glutamylcyclotransferase activity. The record is from RefSeq and is a predicted model, not a curated record. The transcript has a single exon.
AUGGUGAAUGUCACUGAGAUAAGCAGCGAACAGGUAGAGCUUCUCCACAAGCCAGAUGCUGACCCCGACCUGGAAACUGAAAAUAAAAGUCGAUUUGUAUCGCUCUUCAUCCGACGAAGCCGAAAGACGUUUGAUCCAUCUCUCAGCAUCCCGCAAACCUCGGAUGAACGGUUGCGAGAAGCUGCGCAUGACCACGCAUUGGACAUUGACAUCCUCUUCAAAGAACAUGGCACAAAAUCAAAACUGCAACACACUGAGAAACCUCAGAAUGGUUAUGAGGGUAUAGACAAGCCUGAAGAGACCGUACUAUAUCUUGCUUACGGCUCGAACAUGAGCGUCCAAACCUUCCGCAAAUCGCGUGGCAUCGUGCCCAUCUCCCAACUGAACGUAUACGUCCCAGACCUCAGUCUCACUUUCGACCUAUUAGGAUUGCCUUACAUAGAGCCUUGUAUGGCAGCAACAAAAUUCCGUAGUCCCAAACCCUCCAUAUUGGAAUCAGACCUUCCCCAGCCUCCAGAAACGCAUCAAACUCAAGCAUGGCACAAACCCCUCGUCGGUAUUGUCUACGAGGUUACUCUAUCCGACUACGCGCACAUCAUCGCCACAGAGGGCGGAGGCUCCUCUUACAUCGACAUCGCCGUCGACUGCUAUGCGUUUCCCAAAUCUUACAAGCCCACUGACCCAGUCCCUAGCUAUCCUGAUAAGCUCUCAAAGCCUUUCAAGGCACACACCCUUCUCUCCCCUUCUGCCAAAGAUGAGAUAGCUGCAAAAUUAUCCACGGCUACAUCCGUCGCCAAACGGAUAUCUCAAGCCCAUUCCCAUUUCACGCGCUCACACCCCCCAGACAACCCCGCCCAACCCUCCCCGCGCUACAAAAACCUCCUUGUCACCGGCGCGCGUGAACACAACCUCCCCAUCGAAUACCGCGCGUAUCUCUCCUCCAUCACCGCGUAUAGAAUCACAACCACCCGCCAGCGUAUCGGCAAGUUCGUCACGAUGAUGAUGUGGGGACCGCCGCUUUUGCUGUCGUUUAUGAUAGCGACUGUUGUGGCGGAUAGGCGUGGGAGGAUGCCCUGGUGGGCCUCAGCGUUGCAGAGGUGGCUGUUUGUGGCAAUAUGGUGGUGGUAUGAUUUUCUGGCGAGACCGGUGUUUGGGUAG